UUUAUUCAUCCACCGACACUUUGUCACAUUCUUUGGUUUUCUUCUUUCCACCCACCAUUUGUCAACCUUAACACAACUAAUAUGCAUAAUCAAAAUAUAAGAAAAAAAAGCACUAAACAAAAAAAAUUGAAGGUAGAGAGCUCAGAGACAUAUGUAUUGCGAGAAAUCCUUUUCAUAAUUCUCAAAAAAAAAUAUGAACGAGAUGAAAAGCGAUAUUAAUCAAAGUUCUCAAAAACUAAAACAAAACCAACCAAUUUUGAAUGAGAUAUACAAGAUAAGGACACAUGUAAAUUGCAACAAAACAUAUUUGGGAAGAACACACGCCAAGACUUGUUUAGCUUAUAGGGCUUUCAAGGUUUCUGAAGAUGAUCUAGAUAUCAAUGGAAAGUACUAAAAAGAAGAAGAAAGCACAAGAUUUUAAUGUCCGCUUCUAUGUCAACUUGAUAACACAUCCCCAUGGAGCUACUACUACUACUACUCAUAUUCGUUGUGUCUCUCUACACUAACAACUACUACUACUCUUUACUCUUUACCAAUCAGAAGACAAUGACCACAACAUUUUAUAAAGUGAACCUGAAGCAACCGGAAAACGUUUGGUAUUGGGGCUAGUCUAGUUAGACCGAAACCGGAUUCACAAAGUUUGAUUAUCAUUAAUAAAUAUAUGCAUUCUAGGGGAUUAUAUAAAUUUGAUAUCGAUAAAUAUGGAUUUAUCUUAACAAAAAAAAAAACAGAACAUUGAACAAAAUAUACCAAACAACAUAUUUAACAGGUAACAUCCUCACAACUAUCUCUGCACCUUGGCAAGAUCGAGUGGAGAGUUUUAUAGCUCGCUAUGUGUUUCAAGCUACACUUUAUUCAAUUUGGCGGGAGCGGAAUGGUAGGAGUCAUGGAGAACACGCCAAUGUCGCUGCUCAGCUGAUCAAGUGCAUUGACAGGCAAAUGCGAGACCGGCUUUUAGCUUUGCAAAAAAGUGGUGAUCGGCGUUAUGACGAGGAUCUGCAACUUUGGCUCGCUUCACGUUUCUAAGCUUCCUAGCUUUUAGACUAUAAUACUCUGUUUUUUUCAAACCCCAGUUUAAUGUACAUGUUGCACUAGUUGUACAAACGCUAUUUUUCUGUUGAAUCAAAUUUAACAUUUUAUUCAAAAAAAAAAAAGAAGAAGCAGUUUAUGAGAUGAUGAAGCAACAAGCUUUGGAGUUAGCAAGACAAACUUUUAAGCCAGAGUUCAUGAAGAGGAUUGAUGAAUACAUUGUUUUCCAGCCGUUGGAUUUAACAGAAUUAACAAAGAUCCUCGAGUUUCAGAUGAGACGAGUGAAAAAUUUGUUGGAACAAAAGAAAAUAAAACUUGAGUACACAAAAGAAGCGGUGGAUCUUCUUGCUCAGCUUGGGUUUGCCAAACAAUGGGGCAAGGCCGGUGAAGAGAGUGAUUCAGGAGAUAGUGAAGGAGAUAUCCUCAAAAAAUUUGAAGGGAGAGUUCACAGAGGAAGACACUAUUCUUCUAGAUGUUGACAAGCCAAACAACAAAUUGGUCAUCAAGAAGCUCGAGAGUAGUGCUCCUGUUGAAGAAUUGGCCGCCGCAUGAUCAUAAAAGAGGAUUAGUUAAAUCGAUUAUAUCUCUUUUUCUAAUGAUGAUCAUGUCUUAAUUAAGGAUUAGUUAUAUUUGCCGACAAAAGAAAAUGGGAACAUUUUUAAUCAAAUGUUUGAGCUGUGACUAAUGAGAUAAUUUGUGGGUUAAGUUGUAACAAUUAUUUGGGGUUCACAAGUGUAUUAAUCAAUG
Camelina sativa (false flax) is the source of this 1776-nucleotide messenger RNA. NCBI's taxonomy places the organism in Eukaryota, Viridiplantae, Streptophyta, Magnoliopsida, Brassicales, Brassicaceae. The record is from RefSeq and is a predicted model, not a curated record.